Messenger RNA from Fimicolochytrium jonesii, 2742 nucleotides. Its product is annotated as P-loop containing nucleoside triphosphate hydrolase protein. Gene Ontology annotation, cellular component: nucleolus. The coding region runs from base 172 to 2574 and encodes 800 amino acids. The transcript is spliced from 8 exons. Gene Ontology annotation, molecular function: nucleic acid binding; RNA helicase activity; ATP binding. NCBI's taxonomy places the organism in Eukaryota, Fungi, Chytridiomycota, Chytridiomycetes, Spizellomycetales, Powellomycetaceae. The record is from RefSeq and is a predicted model, not a curated record.
AAAGUCGUGAAAGUCGCAUUUUCGUACAAGUUUUCGAACGAGCCUUUCUUGGUGCAUUGCUUGUCGACAUUGGAAAGCGUAAACGGGACGUACCAUUUACGGUGGAAUACUGUAGUUUAGGUGCCUCAUCGUUCGAAACGAAUCGUCGUUGGAAGGGAACCUUUCUCAACAAUGUGGACCGUUCGCGACGCUACUACCAAAAAGGUAGUGGGUUCUGCGUCCACAGUAGCUCCUCCGUCCGGUCAACUCACCAAAAAACCGGCAAAGCAAGCAACCACGGAGCCGAACGGGAAUGGCGAAGUGUCCCGGAAGCGCAAAGCUCCCGACACGAAGGCAGCCACCAACCAAGGUGAUGCGAACAACAAUAAGCGCCGAAAGGCCGGAACGGGCGGAAAGUCCAAGGGCAAGGGCCCUCGAAGCGGCGAGAGCAGUUCAAAGGGACAGACGAUAGAAGGCACCGCCGUCAGCUUCAACGAAAUCCCAUGGUCGCAAGUACAGACACACGAAAGCUUCCUGAAAGGCGAUGAAAAAGCAGCCGGUGGUUUCUUGUUCUUGGAGGAAAUCGACGGAGUCGAUGUGGCGUACGAGACGGGCGCCGGCGGAGGAAAGAUGAUUUCGUUCAAGAAAGUGAAGGAGCAUGAGAUAACAGGGCAGUCAGCGGCUGAGGCUGAGGAUAUUGUCGAGCUUAUGGACCCGGAGGCAUUCGUUCACAUUGAUGAUUUUGAGGAUGACGGGUCAUCAUCGUUUUCGAAGGACGGUGAUGAUGGCGCUGACUUUGAUGAGGACGAAGGUGCGGAGGAUGAGGAAGAUGCGGUGGUCGAUGCAGACGAAGAGGUUCAUGACGCAGACGAGGACGUGGCAUCUCCACAUCAGACGGACGAGGCAGAGAUCGAAGAGAUCCCAGAGCUGGACAUGUCAGCCUGGGAUUCUCUUCACCUCGCGCCCGAACUCCUGAAAGGCCUACAAGCAUCUGGGUUCAACAAGCCAACACUGAUCCAGGAAAAGACGCUCCCGGUCGCUAUUGGAGGGACUCGGGACAUCAUCGGCGCGGCGCAAACGGGAUCGGGGAAGACGCUUGCGUUUGGGUUACCGAUUCUACAGUCGAUUGCGACGCGGGUUAGCAGUAGCAAGGAUAAUGGAUUGCAUGCGUUAGUUUUGACGCCGACACGUGAGUUGGCACUUCAAGUUGCUGAACAUAUGACGACAGCCGCCAAGUUUACUCCUGCACGGAUCAUCACCCUCGUCGGAGGGAUCUCAAUACCCAAGCAAAAACGCUUGAUCUCAAUGAAGCCGGACGUGAUCGUGGCGACGCCCGGUCGAUUAUGGGAGCUAGCGUCCGAGAACGACGACUUGUUGGCACGGUUACGAGGGAUCAAGUUCCUCGCGAUCGAUGAGGCGGAUAGGAUGCUUGAGACGGGGCAUUUCAAGGAUUUGGAUAACAUCUUGAACGCUAUUUCAAUGAAACGAAAAGAAAAGCCGGCAACACGCCGUACGUUCAUCUUCUCUGCAACAUUGGUGAACAACGCGCAGAUGAAGGAGAAGGUCAAGCAAAGUCAUAGGAGGAAGGAGCCAACGUUACAGAAUCUUUUGGCCCGCCUGGAGUUCCAAGACGCGAAACCUUGCUAUGUCAACUGUUUGACUGAGCAAGUCACCGCUGACAAGCUGCUCGAGACACGGAUUGACUGCCUGCACACUGAAAAGGAUGCCUAUCUGUACUACAUUCUCGCCCGAUACCCGGGACGGACGAUCGUCUUUGUCAACAGCAUCGAUGCGAUUCGUCGCUUGGUCCCGGUUCUGACACAUAUGAAGAUCCGUGCAUUAGCAUUACAUGCGGAGAUGCAGCAACGACAGCGGCUAAAGAAUUUGGAUCGAUUCAAAUCCCUCCCGGACGCAGUCCUCAUCGCCUCCGACGUCGCCGCCCGCGGUCUCGACAUCCCCAACAUCGAGCACGUCGUGCACUACCAACUCCCCCGCACCGCCGACCUCUACGUACACCGCUCCGGUCGCACGGCCCGCGCCGCCGCCGACGGCGUCUCCGUCAUGCUCUGCUCCCCACAGGAAGUGCCCGUGUACAAGAAAAUCUGCCAUGUGCUGAAGAAGGAGGAUGGGAUACCGGAGUUUCCGGUUGAUCGGUCCCUGUUGACGGGGAUUAAGCAGAGGAUCAAUCUGGCGAGGAAGAUUGAUGAGGCGGAACAUUCGAAGCAGAAGACGCAGCAUGAGAAGAAUUGGUUUAAGAAGGCGGCGGAGGAGAUGGAUAUUGUGCUUGAUGAGGAUUUCAUUGGAACAAACGCAAAAGGCACAAAAGUCGACAAAGAAUCAGGCAACAAGGAAGCUCUGAAGCACACCGCAAAAGUGCAAACCCUCAAAGACCAGCUCAACGCACUGCUCGUGAAAGAUCUCAUCCCCAAGGGCAUUUCUGGGAACUACAUCACGGGCAACACAGGCGCAGAUGAGGAUUUGCCCUCUACUUUGAUGAAGGCGUCUGCUACGAGCAAGGUCCCGACGAAAAAGGCGACCAAGGCAUCGCAGGAGGUGAGGCGGUCCGCGAAACCGACCAGGACAAAGAGGAAGUAAAUGGCCCUGCCCGUAGAAACCAGGAACCCCUCCCCUUCACGUACGUAGAGCACGUAAUUUAUAGAAGCACGCAGAAUAGUAUAGUAUCCCCGUAACUUAAGGAAACAGAUCCAUCUCGGGCGUUGACCGUCAUUCCAAUUUCGCCAAGACCCAACCGUCCAACGUUGC